Molecule: messenger RNA, 831 nt
Organism: Miscanthus lutarioriparius
Lineage: Eukaryota; Viridiplantae; Streptophyta; Magnoliopsida; Poales; Poaceae
Source: the annotation of a GenBank genome assembly
AUGGCGACCUACAUCAACGAGCUCCGCGCGCUCAUAGAGUCCACCUCGACCUCCACUGCGCCCGACGGCGCCGAGCCGGGCUCCGCGCACCUCGAGGUCAAGCUCCGCGAGGUGCUCCCCAACCUCCUCCGCGACUACGUCGUCACCUCCCCCAAAGGUGACCGUGAAGUCUACAGACAAUUCUUUCUAGAUGCUAUGGUUUGCGGUAGAAGAAGUCCUAGUGGUGUGCCUCCUGGAAGAUGUUUAGUUAAAUGCCUCUGUGGAUCCUUCUUGGAUAUAUUAGACACACCUGGGCCUUAUAGUGAGCUCCUAGCCAGUUGCCGACCUAAGAAUGGACCUGGCGUGCUGGUUGAUCUGACAGGCGAUGCAAGAUGGCGCCCAUUUGCCACUUCGUUGAUUAAACUAGUUAACAAGUGUCUUACAGAUGGGACCUUGUAUGUUGAUGGGCUUGUUAACAUGCCAUUUGUUUCUGCUGCUUGUUCUAUCCUCUGCUAUGGGGAUGGUUCUCUGCAUAAGGUUUGUUUUGAUUUCACACGUAUUGUUGCCACAGUAAUGACUUCUGAGAUUCUUCCUCUAGAAAACAUCAUUCGUUCAAUCACAUGCAUUUUGAGCCAAGAAAUUAGCGAACUCUCCGAUAUCAGAGAUGCAGAUUAUGACUUCUCAAUGGGAGCGUGUCUUCGUGCACUGCAUUCUUCAUGUCCUGACUAUAUUGUUGAAUCUACAGCUGUUGAUAUUGUUAAUAUUCUCGAAAAAGCAGUAAAGACCAGCAAAAGAAAAGUGCAGAACUUCAGGUUCAAGGACCAACUUGACUUACCUAGGUUCUAUGCAUAG